Molecule: messenger RNA, 1196 nt
Organism: Paramacrobiotus metropolitanus
Lineage: Eukaryota; Metazoa; Tardigrada; Eutardigrada; Parachela; Macrobiotidae
Product: ubiquitin-conjugating enzyme E2 N-like
Exons: 6
Coding region: 343-822 (159 amino acids)
Source: RefSeq, a predicted model, not a curated record
UAAUCUUAUUAGACUUGUCUAUCCCGUUUUUCGCUGUUUGAGUUUGGGUUUUUAUUCCUCCAGUGCUUCUAGUGAUAAAAAAGCGCUUUUACUGCAGCAUCACAGUAGUAACAGACUAGCAGUAUAUUUGUACUGAAUAUCUGGAACUAUAUUUUAGUUACUACAAUACGUAUUAUUACGUACGUAAUUUGUUAUUUGGUUACUUUCGGUGGUUCAUCUUUCGUGGCUCCGUAGAUAUCCUUCGAGGUGUGCUAGCGAUGGUUGAUUUUUGAGACCUGCUGGAUAAGGAUUCAUUUUUAUCAAGGAUUAUCGGCCCUAGCAAAAGGAAACUAUAAUUAAAUCAUGGAUAGUCAGGGAGCUGGUGGACAAGCUCUUACGAAACGUAUCAUAAAGGAAACACAGAGACUUCUUCAGGAGCCUGUUGCUGGCAUUUCGGCAGUGCCUGAUGAGAAUAACGCACGGUAUUUCCAUGUUGUCGUCGCGGGACCAGAAGGGUCGCCCUUUGAAGGCGGAGUAUUCAAGCUGGAACUGUUCCUACCGGAGGAGUAUCCCAUGUCGGCCCCGAAAGUGCGCUUUAUGACCAAAAUCUAUCAUCCAAAUAUUGAUCGUCUUGGACGAAUUUGUUUAGACAUUCUGAAAGAUAAGUGGAGUCCCGCGCUGCAAAUUCGCACAGUUCUUUUAUCCAUUCAAGCGCUACUUAGCGCACCAAAUCCAGACGAUCCCUUGGAUAAUCAGGUGGCUGAGCAGUGGAAAGUCAAUGAGCCUCUGGCUAUUGCAACAGCAAGAGAAUGGACCAAGACGUAUGCAAUGGCAGAUAAAUAGGCUUCUCUUGAAACAUUCGGCGGUACGUACAUAUUUGGUGUCAGUGGAUAGGACUGGAAGAAUGCUGGUUUUACUCCUGGGUGUAGAAGAAAUCGGGAUAUUUGCAGAAAGUUUGGCUGUUCAUCUUUCAUGGUUCUUGCUAAUAUGAUUAAUUAAUUGCGAGAAAAUAAUUUGGUUUUAUUGUUCGCUUCUCACUUUUCCUGUCACGAUUUCUUUCAGCCCAUGCACUUUAGCAAAUGCCUGCAGAUAUUGAUUUAGGCGUUUUGAUAAUUUUUAUUUUGCCUACUUGGCGAAGAUUAUGAAGUUUGGUAUCAGUUUAACUAUGUUGAUGUAUUCUUGUAAUUAUAAUUAAAUUCAGACGGUAGUUUGACAAA